Molecule: messenger RNA, 1386 nt
Organism: Rhodotorula toruloides NP11
Lineage: Eukaryota; Fungi; Basidiomycota; Microbotryomycetes; Sporidiobolales; Sporidiobolaceae
Product: EXTL2-like UDP-GlcNAc:heparan alpha-N-acetylhexosaminyltransferase
Exons: 3
Coding region: 1-1386 (461 amino acids)
Cellular component (GO): membrane
Molecular function (GO): glycosyltransferase activity
Source: RefSeq, a predicted model, not a curated record
AUGCGACCGUCCGCCCUCCCCUCGCUGCUCGCGCUCCUCCUCGCCGCCCUGCUCUCGAGCCGCUCGAGCGCCGCAACGCCGUCCUCGCGCGUUCGUGUCGAAGCGGGCGAGCCGGAUGGCGAAGGGAGACCGACGAUCAGCCUGUCCAUCGACCCGGCAGAGGGCUUCACGAUGGUCAUGGCGUCGUACAAGCGCGACGAGAACCUUCCUCCACUCAUCAAACACCUCACGACGAACCCGCCGUGCUCCCUGCGACAUCUUGUCAUCGUGUGGCAGAACGUCGGAGUCGACUUGCCAGACUUCCUGAAUGCGACGGCGCUCGAGCGGUACUCGACGUCCGGCGUCGUUGUCACUGUGCGCAAAAGCAAGAAGAACAGCAUGAACGAGCGGUUCAGGCCGAUGCUCGACUGGGACGAGGAGAUCUACACCCGCGCUGUCAUGAUUGUCGACGACGACGUUGUCCUGCGAAAGGAUGCGCUCGAGUGGGGUUACCAGGAGUUUGAGAAGGCGGCGCAAGUGGGAGAAAGCCGCCUGACUGGGUUCAUGGCGCGCGACUUUGACGGCGAGCAGGGCGACUGGUCGUACACCUUGCGGCCGAAGAAGACCUACUCGAUGGUCUUGAGCAACGCUGCGUGGCUGAAGAAGGAGUGGCUUGAGAAAUACUGGGAGGACUCGGCAGAGAUGCGGUCGCUGCGGGACUAUGUCGACGAAGUCAUGAACUGCGACGAUAUCCUCAUCAACUACCUCGUCUCGAACAUCACCGGCAACCCUCCCCUACUCCUCCAACCAAAGACACCGCUGCGAAUCAUCGGCGGGGACGGCAUGUUUGCGCGCGGCUCGAUCGCUGUCGACGAGGAUGGCGCUGAGGUCGACGAGGAGCCUGUAUCGGACACCGGCGACGUCGCUGGCAUCCCCUCCGCCGGCCACUUCUCCCAACGCAAGCUCUGCCUCGAGCGGUACUUCCAGCACUUCGCCCAAUACGCUCCCUCCGGCGCGUCGUUACACUAUCCGCUCAUCAAGACGAGCACGUCGGUCUCGCAGGACGUCGAGGAUCACUCGCGGUGGCUGACGCUGAACGAGCCGUGGGAGGAGAUCGUCUGGAAUACUGCACCUCUCGGCGAGCGGGAGGAGGAGCCAGAGGAGGAGGAACUCGAGGAGCUCGACUUUGACGACGAGGAUGAGCAGGCGGAGAAGCAGGCGUUCGAGGAGAUGCUGCAGGGGAUGUCGGACGAGGAGAUCGACGACCUGCUCAAGGAGAUGCAGGAGGCAAUGGCGAAGGAGGACGGGCUGGGCGACAUACCCGAACUCGAUCCGAGCGUGUUUGAGAACCUAGAGCAGGAGCAAGGAGGCGAGACGAGUAGACCGCAUGCGCAUGACGAGCUGUAG